Amborella trichopoda is the source of this 6798-nucleotide messenger RNA. RefSeq names its product RNA recognition motif (RRM)-containing protein. The record is from RefSeq and is a predicted model, not a curated record. Lineage: Eukaryota; Viridiplantae; Streptophyta; Magnoliopsida; Amborellales; Amborellaceae. Gene Ontology annotation, molecular function: metal ion binding; RNA binding; protein binding.
AUUCAAUAAUCGCUCAAAUUUGUCUCUUUUCCUUUCUUUUCUUUGUUUUGCGGAGGGCGCUCGGCUUAAUAUAUCCAGGCGAGCUAAACCCUAGGUUGUACCCGUUCUACCGCAGGAGCAAAACCCAAGGUCUCUGAAAACUACAGAGUUCAUACCGGAAAGCUAUUGAUGCCCUAGAAAUGCAAUCUUGAGCUCUUCUUGCUCUUUCAAGGCAGCGAUUCACGGUACAGAAAACCGAUAUUGCGCUCAUCUCAGUCUUGUAAAGCAGCCAUUGAUGACUAGAAGAAAUAGUUUUGAGGUUUUCUCUUAGUCCUUGUGCUUGAUAAGCUGCGAUUGUUUUACUGAUAUAUGCUGAGAUUUAUCAAAUUUGUUAUUGGGCUCUUCUGAAUUCUUUCAAGGCAGGCAUUCGUGCCCAGAAGGAAACAGUUCGAAGUUUUUCUGACUCUUUGGAGGAAAUAGGUUUAUUUUUAUUUUUGUAUUGAUAAGUAAACUUUAUCAGGUUUUGCUUUGGGCCCAGGUUUCAUAGCUCUAGAACAACAAUUUUAAUGAGCCAUCGAUUCCCCAAAGGAACAAACCUUUGAGUUUUUUCUAAGCCUUUUGAAGAAUUAGGCUUACUGGCUGUGAUAAGCUGAAAGAGAUCAAGGUUUUCUUUUGAGCACUUAUCAAAAUUUCAAGGCAUCCAUUGAUGCCCAGCAGAAACAAAUUUGAAGUUUCUAAGGCUUUUGGAGAUUAGGUCUUCUGAUGCUCAUUGGCUGAACUCGAUCAGGAAUUUCUGUUUCUUUAUGCCCCAAAGAAACAAUGUCAAUAUUUUUCUAGGUCUUCAAAAUACCCACGAUUUUCUGGUGUUGAUAGCUCGAAAUCAAUCUAGAUAUCUUUGGUGACGUGUGAGUUCCGGAGCACCUGAACAUCCAUGGCAGAUCGCACAGCCAUGGUUGCCCGCCCCAUAUGGAUGAAGCAAGCAGAGGAGGCAAAGCUCAAAAGUGAAGCAGAGAAAGCGGCGGCUGCAAAGGCUGCCUUUGAAGCCACCUUCAAAGAUGUCGAGAAAGUUGCAGAGAAAGAGAACUCUUCAUCUGAUAGUGAAGGUGAAGAGAGUGAUCUCUGUGAGAAACCUAUAGGACCAUUGGACCCUUCAAAGUGCUCAGCUGCUGGUGCAGGAAUAUCAGGAGGUGCAGCUUGUGCCCCAAUCUCCUUUGUUGUAGUCACAAAAGACUCAGAUGGUCAAAGAAUCAAUAAAGGAGGGGCCAAGCUCAAGGUCAGGAUCUCACCUGGUGUUGGGGUUGGAGGUUCAGAGCAAGAAGGGAUGGUUAAGGAUCAAGGUGACGGGACCUACACUGUAACUUACGCAGUUUCAAAGAGGGGCAAUUACAUGGUUCAUGUUGAAUGUGAGGAAAAACCUAUCAUGGGUAGUCCAUUUCCUGUGUUUUUCAGUGCUGGUACCCUUUCUACUGCACCAGGAUUAUUUGGUCCAGCUCCUUCCGUUCCUACUUCUUCAAAUUACCCUAAUCUGGUGAACCAAACAAUGCCCAACAUGCCCAAUUACUCAGGCGCUGUUUCUGGAGCUUUUCCAGGGUUGUUAGGAAUGAUGCCUGGUAUAAUUUCAGGGGCUUCAGGUGGGGUUGUCUUACCAGGGAUUGGGGCCUCUCUUGGCGAGGUUUGUAGGGAUUACUUGAAUAGUCGAUGCCCUAAUAACCCUUGCAAGUUUAGCCAUCCUCCCCAUAAUUUGUUAAUGGCUGCUUUGGCAGCAAGUACAACGAUGGGAACCCUAAGUCAAAUGCCCAUGGCUCCUUCAGCGGCUGCCAUGGCAGCUGCUCAGGCGAUCGUGGCUGCACAGGCCCUUCAAGCUCAUGCAGCACAAGUGCAGGCUCAAGCCAAGGCCAGAGGGGAUUCUCCUGGCUCACCAGAUAAUGAGAAAAAGGCUGAUGCACUGAGAAGAACUCUACAAGUCAGCAAUCUCAGUCCUCUUCUAACUGUUGAGCAGUUGAAACAGCUUUUCAGCUACUGUGGAACUGUUGUUGACUGUAGCAUAACAGAUUCAAAACAUUUUGCAUACAUAGAAUAUUCAAAACCUGAAGAGGCAAAAGCUGCAUUGGCUUUGAACAACAUGGAUGUCGGGGGCCGUCCACUUAAUGUGGAGAUGGCGAAAUCCCUUCCUCAAAAAGCAACUCUGGCAACCUCUUCUUCUCAUCAGUCUUCUCUACCACUGGUCAUGCAACAAGCAGUGGCUAUGCAACAAAUGCAAUUUCAGCAGGCGCUAAUUAUGCAACAAACAUUGGCCUCACAGCAAGCUGCUAGCCGAGCAGCAUCAAUGAAAUCUGCAACUGAAAUGGCAUCAGCUAGAGCUGCAGAAAUAAGCAAAAUGUUGAAACCUGAUGGAAAUGGGAACGAGGAAAAGGACUCUGACAAGAAAUCAAGGUCUCCUCCAGCAUCUCGUCUAAGAUCGAAGUCACGGUCGAAAUCACCCAUAAGAGUUCGGCAUGGUCGGCAUUCACAUUCUAGAUCGCCACCACCAGUUCGACACAAUAGAGAUCGGAGGUCCCGAUCACCAGUCAGAUCUCGCCAUCAUCACAGUGAUCACAUAAGUGAGCGCCGCCACAGAGAGAGUAUCAAUACCUAUCGAAGAUCGGAAAGACGUGAAAGGGACCGAUCACGUGAAAGGGGUCGGUCACAUGAAAGGGAAAGACCACGUGAUAACUACUCUAGUUCACGGAGGCAUAGGAGCAGGAGUGCAACACCGAAAACAAGAAGAUCAUCCAGGGUUGAUUCAGUUUCGCCUUUGCAUCAUAGAGAAAGGAGAUCGUCGCCACAUGACCACGAUACGUCCUCCCACCGUAGUAGGCGCUCUGAGAAAAAACGCGGUUCCCCCUUGCAGGUUAAUGGAUGGGAUACCAUUCUGGUUUGUGACCUGAGGUCUCUGGCCUUUAAUUCAAAGAAGGAUUGGAGUUUUUUUUGUUUUCCUUUUUUUCUUUUUUCCUUUCCUUUUUUCUAUUUUUGUUUUCUAUUCUUUGGGUUUGCAGGUUGCAGUAGAUGGAUUUACCAAGAUGGAUUAACAUACUCAGUAUGCAUGCAUGUUAACUUUUCAUCAUUCUAUGUAUCGUCCUCACCUCAUUUCAUGUGCUGAAUCUGUCACAUGGGAAAUCUUUCCACUGCCUUUCACUUUUUGUCUUUUUUGACAAUUUUCAGGAAUUAGUUGCAGUCGAUGAUUAGCCUGACUCGUUACCUCCUAUCAUUCCUUUGUGGAUCUUUCUUUUUCUGCUUUACUUUUGGUUUUUUUACCUUCUAUUAAUUUUUUUUUGUUUAUCCUUUUUUGUAUUUUUUUUUCCCUAAUUUGAAGGAUGCUUUUCACCACCCAGAUCUGAGUUUGAGGGCUAGAAACUGAUCCACAUGAAGAAUAUCUGCAACCAUAGCAAAUGGAGAGUUUUGGGAUUCGGCUAUCCAUUUCUUCAAGAUAGGUAUGCUGGAAAUAAUUGUGGAAUGGGCUUAUUAUUGAAGCCAACAUCUUACUUUUCCAACUCGAGAUAUCUGCUACCUAUAAUUCUUUGGGUACACCUUCUGGCAUUCUGGAAACUGUGCUCUCUUUUCUUGCAGAAGUUUCAUGCAUUGAGUCCUAAUAUUCGAUAGCAUAAUGCGAUGGUCUUUUAUCAGGUUAUCGAAUAUAGCAUGCCAAACUCACAUACAUAUUAUUCCUGAAUGGCCACUCUUUUUUCAAUGUAGAUAUACAUAUUUAGUGAAUCAAGGAAUUUGUUGAGGUGAGUAUCAUUUAGGGGCACUUGUCUCUUUGAAGAACUGUGAUUUGAUCGUUCAUGAAGCAUAGCGACUUGGCCUUCGAUCUCAUUGUUUAGAACUAGAAAAACACAUCCCUCCCAAACCAUGUGGCAUUGAGAUCGAGAGGGUGAGAAUGCAAUCUUGAGAAUGGAAUGGAUUCCCAUGUUCUAGGAAAUGUCGACACUCAAAAUUUUUGUUGUCUUGCAAUGGGAUUGAAGUUGGAAGUCUACCUUAGUUGCAAAAUUUUCCCUAAUACCAAAUUCCAGUGAGGUGACUGCUAGGAUUUGCAUAAUACAUUUGCCCAUGUAGUAAGUUGGAGAAUCUGAUGGUGGUUGGUUUGGAGAUAGAAACAAUGGAGCCAAGUUUGGGGUCUAGGGGGUGGGGUCAUUUUUUCCGUUUUAUGUUAAGUAUGAUCCAGUUGUGGCACUAAAGUGGAAGUAGCAAGGCGAGUUGAGUGUUUGUGGAACUGACAUGCCAUGAUACAAGUACCUGCCAAUCUCUAGGUUUAACCUUAGUUACACAAAACGCCUCAGGGAUGUCAGUUUUUUGGAUUAGUUUAGUGUCAAAAACAUGUUGGGAACUUCUAGAGGAGCUGGAGUAGGUCAUGAGGAAGAAAAUUUUCAAGCAGAAAUCAUCUAGGGAUCAACAUGGGAGGCUUGACUUCGGAGCGGGGAUGCUAUCUACAGGCUUUUUGUUACCUAUAGAUUUGUACUUCAAUUCCCAUUAUGUUUUCUACUGUAUCCAAGGAAGGCGUGUUGUACAUCUUCCAGUUGGAAUUUGUCCUUCCAAGUCACAUUCACGUUGACAUAGACAAGACUGAAUGUGAGACGUAUUUAGAGGUUGUUUGCUGCACAAGGACUGCCUGGUAAUGUAAAGUAGUGGAGGGCAUAUUUCUAAUAAUAUGUACAGCAAUAUGAAAUAGCAAAAAAGGCUUGAUCUGGAAGGAACUUGGAACUUGGACUGCAAACAUCAUUGAAUGCUCGUCUUGAUGUUUUAGUGUUGCUUCCAUUUUACCACAUCAAGUUGCUGUGGAAGGCAAAAGCAAGAGAAUUUGAUAUGCAUCUAGCAGCAAGACAUGAUGUUUAUUCCUACAUCCAAAUGACCCUAUUUAGUAGGAAAAGAAUAUUGCUUGAAAAAUGUUUUUUUAUAAUGGAAUAAUGUCAUUGUGCAGUAAUGAGGGACAGAUAUAUCUUUGCUAAAACAUAGAACCGCUACAUUUACAUACCUGAUUAGUACUAUAAAAGAUACACCGGUCUAACAUUAAGUAUUUGAUAUGUUCUCUUGUUUGUUUAGAGUAUAUUGAAGACAGGUGUGUAUACUGGCUUGGAUUCCUAGACACUGGCUCAUCUAUGUGAAAAGCUAUUAGAAAAAUACACGAGUCCAUUAUUAAGUUUUCGAUAUGUCUUUCUUGUUUGUUUAGGUUUUGUUGAAGACAGGCAUGCAUGCUUGCUUUGAUUCGUAGUUACUGGCUCAGCUACAUGACUAGGUCAUUCAUUGGCUCCUUGUAUGCCUCUCUGAAUUCUUUGAAGCUGAACUAUGGAUUUUAGGCCUUACUGGUUUUCCAUCCAUAGAUUAAUGCUCUGUGAUAGCCUUGGCAGGCCUCGAUAGUCCCACAAUUAGUAUUUGCAAAUCCAGAAUUAUCGUUAGACGAUUGGAGUACCCUCCCCUUGCAUGGUGUUGGUCUUUAUCAUAUUUCUAGUUCUUUAGCUUCUCUUAUGAGUGUCUUCUGAUUUCUAAUGAAAUGGAUGCACUUGACUGUCUGCAUUGAUUUAUUUUUACUUGUCUAGUUAUGGGGCACACAUUCUAUAUAUAGAUAUUUGUGAAGGAAGAUCAUGAACAUUUUUUGUCCCUUCUUUUGUCCCUUUUUUUCUGUUCCUUGUUUGCAGGUCAUAGAUGGGAUAACAAUUUUGGCAUGUUACUUGCGGUCCUAUAUUAGGAAAUUGGAAGAUUUACAAACCCCAUGUUUUUUUUUUUUUGGUUUGUUUUUAUGUUUUUGUCCCCCUUUGUUGUCAAUUAUCUGUUUGCAGGUUGCUAUAGAUGAACUAUUAAGUGUGCCCCUACGUGCUGUCCUAGUUAUAGUUGGUUGUACCAUCUUUCUUCACCCCGUCUCUUUCUCAUUUUGAAUUUAGUCUUAGGUGUACCUUGCCAUCCUUGACUUGUCUUCUGUGAUGUUUUUCAGGGGUUAGUGCACACUUAGCAACCUCCUCUUAUUUUUGGGUUUUUCAUCUUAUUUUAUUUUUCUCAGUUUUUUUUUUGAAGUUUUGGAGGAUCUUUCCUCCCCAUCAGAUGUGAGUCAAGAGCAAGAAGGUGGCCUAUGUCAAGACAGUCAAAGGAUCAUUCGAGGCGAACUUCUGGGUCAUUCUGUUCCUUUUCUUCUAGAUUGGUGAUCGCUGUUCCUUUCUUUUCAAGCAGGAGAUAACUGCUUGUUGAUUCUUUCUUUUUUCUUUUUGGUUGUUUUAUUUUAUUUUAUUUUAGGUGGGUGAGCUGGGAUUUGAAAGUUCGGCUGCAGUGGACCAUGUCCUAAUGGCUAAGCUAAGAGUGCAAAAGUGGUUCAAUACUUGGUUAAGCCUUUCUGCCCUAUUGGAUAAUCAUCUUUGUCAUUGUCAUGCUGAAGAUCAAAAGUCGAUAGGCCGAGUUAUCGAUCUCUAGACAUAGAGCAUCCGAUAUGUGGCAUGCCUCUAUCUGAUUUUUUUUUCUUUUUUUCUUUUUUCUUUUUUGUGAAAAAUCACAAAGGGAUGGUCAUGGUAUUUUGAGUCUUGGACUCUUUCACCAAGGUUUACAUUACCUACCCCUUUAUUCUCCUGCAUGGCAAAAAUUUGCGCCUCUAAUAGUGGAAAGCCCUUCACCUAGGUCCGUUAGCCUGGUCAUAGAUGGUAAAAAAUUCCUAUAAACUUUGUAUAUUAGUGACAAUCGUCAUUAUUGGGAUAUUACUGAUGGGAGUUCUAUUGCGAUGUUAUUAUGUAUGCCUUUUCUAUCAGGAAUUUAUUGGAUAAUUCCCUGGACUGGAAUAUACGAAAGUAAAAAGCUUUUAUAAAA